AUGACUGCCGGAUCAAACUCUCAUUCGCAGAGUGUCCUGGACGACCCAGACGACCCAACAGGCAUCGGCGUCAACCAUGCCCACCACAAGCCCGACACCAUCGACGCCGCGCCCUCAUCCCUUCCUUCGGAUCGAGUCCGCAAUGGCAGCAUCUCCAGCAGAUUCACGGGCGUAGAUCCACUGGACUCGUCUCACCCCGCUCCAGGACAUAUAGAUAUACCGGGCUCCUUUCCCGACACCAGCAUCGAGAUGUUUGAUGGCCCAAGCUCGGCUCCACCCACGCCCUCUGUCAUCUCCGUCACGCACCCCUCGCAGUUCAUCCACACACAUCAUCCCCGUCGAGGAUCCAUCACACCCCUGGGACUUAAUGUCAUUUCCCCAGUCGCCCCACAGCUGCAACACGUCGACGGUGCCGUCCACUUUGCAGAGGGCGGGUCGCACUUAGGCUCUUCACCGAUGCGUACCGUUGGUUUCCACGCCGCCGACGGCUCGGCAUACAUGCUCGGCGGGCAACGACGUGACUCAGUUGCCACGACAUCGAGCUCGGCAUCCAAGACCAGCGGGGCAUCAUACCUCACAGCGACGCGGCCAGGCUACUCCUCGGGUGUCUACCGCCGCUCCUCGUUGACUCCCUCAUUACAAAGCCUACCAGCAGGAACCUCUUCUCCGCAGCUAUUGCCAACACAUCGCUCCACACCGUUGGUUGACAGUAGCCGCCGACGAGGCUCCCUCACUCCUUCGGUUCCCACUCUCUCUGCCCCGUCGCCAACACGUGCGCUCGCAGCGGGCAAGCUCGUCGCCAAGUUGUCCGCAGGUGAUCUGCCAAUACACGCACAUACGGCAGACGUCGUCGCGGAACGGCGAGGAAGCGCGGCAGCUCUCCAGGCAGAGAGUAGGCGAGGCAGUCUGCCUCAGCUCUACUAUGGGGCAUGGACCAGUACAGGUGAUCGAAGGGGCAGUGGUGAAAGUGAUCUCGGCCAGGCGACGAUAAGGCGAGGAUUCAAGUUUGGCUCGAUAAACUCGGCCGAGCAGGAGCAGGACGGAGCCGCCGGCUCGCUUCAGCGUAUCGCACAGCUCUCAUGGGCCAAGAAGUCGGAGGCCUCAGCGUUUGAGGAAGCCGAGCAGGCCGAGGCCGAGCGCCAACGGCGGGCCUUUCUCGCCGCAACCUAUGGGGAAGAAGGUCGCCGCGCUCGAGCACGCCUCAGCCUGGGCGGCAACUCUGCGACUACUUCGCCAGCCUCGACGCGCCGCCAGAGCUUGGUACUCUGGGAGCGUAUCAAGAGCAGCACGAGCUCGUCUUCAACCGGGCACGGGACACCAGGUGGACCCUCAACGACAACCAGCGACGACCUAAUCCAGAUAAGACGCCCGAGCCUGCCGGUCAACAUCCCUCGGACACCGCGCGCGGAUCAAGCCGCAUUGUUCGACGAUCAGACCGUGUGGGACAACCCUGAUGACCUUCCAGACGUGGAAGACGUAGGCGCAACCCCUCAACGGCCACUCCCUCCACUCCUCCCUCUUUCCGACCCCGUGCCCCGUCUUCUCCCCUCAACACUGGCCUUGCAUCGCGCAUCUCAUCUUCUUCAUGCUCGCAACCUCGCCUCUGAACCACUGCCUGCGCCACUACCGCCAUCUCUCCACCCUCCACAGCCCGUCGACCUGUCCGAGUUCGACAUCGACUUCAUCCUCGCUGGUUCGCGAUCUCAACUCGGCCGCGAAGGCAGCAAAGGCUCACAACGUCGCAGCAACCAGAGUCGGAGGGGAAGCGUGGAGAGCCUAGGGCAAGGGGCCCGCCCCCCCCUCGAGGAGGAAGACUCGUUUGCCUUGUUUGUGGGUGCUCAUGACGACGAGUAUGGAGGCCGCCGUGGCGAGUGGACGUUCCGCGCUCUCCCUCGACCUGUGCAGCCAGUCGGAAAGAAUCCGACACGGCCAGUACCCCGCGCGGAAUGGGAGUCCUCAGGCGCGGGCCGAUACGAAAUCUACCCGAAUGGCGAUGUCCGGUCCGUUGAGUCUGGGAGUGUCUGGCGCGUCAAGCGCGCCAGUACGAGAGAGUACGAGCUCGAGCAGCCCAUGCCGGGGCUUCUCUCCGCGGUCAACGUCGGCGAGCCUCCAGGGAGCACUCCGCCACCGCUCGUGCUCACUCCGUGCAGCGCUUAUGCUCUCACAUCCAAGACUGCCCACACAGAAAAUGGCGGCGUCAAGCUUCCUAUUCCUGUACAGCGCGAACUAUCCCGGAACAGCCGCUUCUCGCGCCGCUUCGUCGCCGCGAGUCGGAAUCGCCCAAGCGUUGGCGACCUGCUCGAGAGCGAUGAGCGCCGACGCACAAGCAGUCAGGAUUCAGGCGCCACUGCCACCGCACAGGCCCAACCUCUUCACCCCAUCCAGCCACCCCGAGUCCCAGCAAUGCGCCAUCGAAACUCCAACACAUCCAGCGCAUCGAACAAUUCGCCGACCUCGCUUUCCCCUCCCAAGGACGAGAGGGGCCCGAAGGAGAAGAGGACCAUCAAGGGCAGAAAGGACACAGACGAUGAGAAGAAGAAGGACAAGGGCUUCUCGGGCGUGUUCAAGCGCGGGUUGUUCAAAGCAACCAACAUGCUUGAGGAGGGCAAGGAGAGCGGCCGCAAGUUCUGGCCGAAUGGCACCAGCGGUAGCCUCAAGACCACGGCCCCUAUACACCGCAUGCUGCCACACCACAACUCGGACCGGAGCGACUCGGCGUCGGCGUCGUCGCAGCACUCGAGCAAGUACGCGAGCGAGAGCGCGGACGAUGAGCACCCCGACGAGAUGUUCGGGUCGCUGGGUCUUGGCAUCGAGGACGAACAGAACGGUGGUCACCCUUGGAAGGAGGGCAAGGGGUGGGAAUUUGUGCCCGAAGAGGCGCUGGCCAUGGUCGUCCCGGUCAUGUCGGACUGGGCUGCCACUCCUCCUCUUCACUCUCCAGCAGAAACCAAGGCGUUUAUCAACCCGUUUUUCGUCGGCGGCCCGCGCAAAGCGCUGCUUGUGUGGUUUACGCCGUUCAACCCCUCGGGAUCGUCCACUUUCAUCGACAGCCCUAAGAGGCAGGGUUCGUCGACGCUGUUCAAGAUCACCGAGGCGCCUCACCACGAGGGAUGGGAGGGUGGCAGCUCGAUGUCGUCAUCGCUGGCGCGGUUGCCCAAGCUGCUGCGGCCGCGGGGCAACCGCGCCGACCACCAUUCCGGCGGGUUGAAACGCGUCCCAGUGCGGCCGACGACUGCGACGCCGCCGACGGAUGACGAAGUAGACCGGUCACGGUCGUCAUCAAGAGCGUCGCGUAACCUGCAACCGUUGCCGUUCCGCGGAUUCCGCGUGGUGGCUAUGAUCGUCAACACUGAGGAGCUGCGUGCCGAGUCCGCAGUCCCGGUCAUCCCUCUCGAGGCAUGGAACGAGCAGCUGCGCACGGGCAAGCCGGCGGCUGGCAUCCACACACCGCCAAUGGACGGGCGCUUGAAUGAGAUUCCGAGUCGGUCUCCGUCUGUCGUGGACAACCCCUCCCUGGUCAACCCCAACCGCGCUUUCCCGACGGUCAUCGCUGUGUGCCAUAGCCAGACGACUGGCGUCGAGUUUGUGCUCGAGGGUCUUGAUCGGCUCGGCUUGUGCAAGGGUGAGAGCGCAUGGGGUCCGACCGGCUACGAGGAAUGGCGCGGAACCGGACUGAGCGACAGCGGGCGACAGAUGCUCGACUUGAUCUGGGCUGGGUGCGUGGCUGUCAUGGGGGUGUAG
Molecule: messenger RNA, 3741 nt
Organism: Cutaneotrichosporon cavernicola
Lineage: Eukaryota; Fungi; Basidiomycota; Tremellomycetes; Trichosporonales; Trichosporonaceae
Exons: 3
Coding region: 1-3741 (1246 amino acids)
Source: RefSeq, a predicted model, not a curated record